Molecule: messenger RNA, 2299 nt
Organism: Neltuma alba
Lineage: Eukaryota; Viridiplantae; Streptophyta; Magnoliopsida; Fabales; Fabaceae
Product: phosphoenolpyruvate carboxykinase (ATP)
Exons: 13
Coding region: 140-2125 (661 amino acids)
Biological process (GO): gluconeogenesis
Cellular component (GO): cytosol
Molecular function (GO): phosphoenolpyruvate carboxykinase (ATP) activity; ATP binding
Source: RefSeq, a predicted model, not a curated record
UUUUGCUCAUUAUCUCUCUCACUCGCAUUCUCCUCAUAUGAUCCAUCAUUUAAUUUCACGACCUACUUCCCCUCUCCCUCAUCAUUAGCUUCCCCUUCCUCAUUCUCGCAUCCUCCUCCAAAUCAACAGGGAGACGAAGAUGGCUGCGAAUGGUAACGGAGAUUUCAGCUUCGAAAAUGGUAACGGGACGGCACGCAACGGACUGACGAAGAUUCAGACGCACAAGAAGCAGAGAGAGGUUUGCCACGACGACAGUGCUCCUCCGGUGAAGGCUCAAACCAUCGAUGAGCUUCACUCGCUCCAGAGGAAGAAGUCUGCUCCCAACACUCCCAUAAAAAACAAUCAGACCACCUUCGCCUCUCUGUCCGAAGAAGAGCGCCAGAAACUGCAGCUUCAAUCCAUCAGUGCUUCUUUGGCUUCGCUGACGAGGGAAACCGGACCCAAGGUGGUGAAAGGAGACCCGGCUAGGAAAUCGGAACGCUCUGCGGUCUCUCAUGUAUCGCACCACCAUGUCACACCCACCAUCAGCGUCAGCGACAGUUCCUUAAAAUUUACGCAUGUUCUCUACAAUCUCUCCCCAGCUGAACUGUAUGAGCAGGCGAUUAAGUAUGAGAAAGGGUCUUACAUCACUUCUACGGGAGCCUUGGGAACCCUUUCUGGUGCAAAGACCGGACGAUCUCCCAGGGAUAAACGUGUUGUAAAGGAUGACGAUACUGAGGCUGAGCUUUGGUGGGGAAAGGGUUCGCCGAAUAUUGAGAUGGACGAGCAUACUUUCUUGGUAAACAGAGAAAGAGCUGUUGAUUACUUGAACUCUUUGGACAAGGUCUUUGUCAAUGAUCAAUUCUUGAACUGGGACCCUGAGAACAGAAUCAAAGUCAGGAUAGUCUCUGCCAGAGCUUACCAUUCAUUGUUUAUGCACAACAUGUGUAUCCGACCCACUCCUGAAGAGCUGGAGGAAUUCGGUACUCCGGACUUCACUAUAUACAAUGCUGGGCAGUUCCCGUGUAAUCGUUAUACUCACUACAUGACAUCCUCUACUAGCAUAGACAUUAAUCUUGCUAGGAGGGAAAUGGUCAUCCUCGGCACACAGUACGCCGGGGAAAUGAAGAAGGGUCUUUUCAGUGUUAUGCAUUAUCUCAUGCCUAAGCGUCAAAUCCUCUCUCUUCAUUCUGGCUGCAAUAUGGGCAAAGAUGGCGAUGUUGCUCUCUUCUUUGGUUUGUCAGGUACGGGAAAGACAACUCUUUCUACGGAUCAUAAUAGGUAUCUGAUUGGAGAUGAUGAACAUUGUUGGAGUGAGAAUGGUGUCUCAAACAUCGAAGGUGGCUGCUAUGCCAAGUGUAUUGAUCUAUCCAGAGAGAAAGAGCCCGAUAUUUUUAAUGCAAUCAAAUUCGGUACAGUUUUGGAAAACGUCGUAUUUGAUGAGCAUACACGCGAAGUAGAUUAUUCUGACAAGUCAGUUACAGAAAACACUCGAGCUGCUUAUCCCAUUGAGUAUAUACCAAAUGCAAAGUUACCAUGCGUGGGACCUCAUCCAAAGAAUGUUAUACUUUUGGCUUGUGAUGCAUUUGGCGUGCUCCCACCAGUGAGUAAGCUAAGCUUGUCUCAGACCAUGUAUCAUUUCAUCAGUGGAUAUACUGCCCUGGUGGCUGGUACUGAAGAUGGUAUAAAGGAGCCUCAGGCCACAUUCUCAGCUUGUUUUGGUGCAGCAUUUAUAAUGCUACACCCAACUAAAUAUGCUGCAAUGCUUUCUGAAAAGAUGCAGAAGCAUGGCGCUACUGGAUGGCUCGUCAACACUGGUUGGUCUGGUGGGAGCUAUGGUUCUGGAAGUCGUAUCAAACUGUCAUACACAAGGAAGAUUAUUGAUGCCAUUCACUCGGGAAGCCUCUUGGAGGCAAACUACAAAAAGACUGAGAUUUUUGGGCUCGCGAUUCCUACUGAAGUAGAAGGAGUUCCUUCUGAAAUUCUGGAACCAGAGAACACAUGGUCAGACAAACGGGCAUACAACGAAACUCUGUUGAAGCUAGCUGGUUUGUUCAAGAAAAAUUUUGAAACCUUCACAAACUACGCGAAGGGGAAUGACAACAGUUUGACCGAAGAGAUUCUUGCUGCCGGUCCGAUCUUCUAAUGCUUGGGACUUGAGUGCUGCUAAGUUGAAUGGGGCUUGCUUGCUUAUAUGUCAGAAUAAAAGAGUCGUUAGAUUUUCUUUGGUAUUGCCCCGUUCGAUUGAUAUGUAUUUAUCACUAUUAUAUUCUUGAGAUUAAGUUUUAGUUAAAUCCUUUUCUUUUCACUCUAGCAAAAA